This is a messenger RNA of Tarenaya hassleriana, 1777 nucleotides long. Its product is annotated as auxin transporter-like protein 4. The record is from RefSeq and is a predicted model, not a curated record. The coding region runs from base 16 to 1647 and encodes 543 amino acids. Gene Ontology annotation, cellular component: plasma membrane. The transcript is spliced from 9 exons. Lineage: Eukaryota; Viridiplantae; Streptophyta; Magnoliopsida; Brassicales; Cleomaceae.
UUUUUUUUAUGACCCAUGAAGCAGCCGCUUAUAUUCCUUUCACUUCUGUUUCCACUCUUCGACCAGAGAGAGAGAGAGAGAGAGAGAGAGAGAAGAGAUCGAAGAACAACCCGAAAGGGGAAGAAGAAAGGAUUUUCUCCGGAAAUCUGUCCAAGUGGAGACAAAACUAUACAAGAAGUUUCCUGGUUAGUCUCCUGGAAUCAGAGCGAGGACCUGAAGAUGUCGCUGAAGCAGGCAGAAGAAGCGAUGGUGGGAAAUGUUAACGAGACAGAGAUUGAAGCGAGAUCUGAGGGCAGAACUACUGAUGACGGCGGUUCGGUCUUCAGCAUGAAGAGCCUUCUCUGGCAUGGCGGUUCUGUUUAUGAUGCCUGGUUCAGCUGUGCAUCCAAUCAGGUUGCACAGGUGUUGUUGACAUUGCCAUACUCAUUUUCUCAAAUGGGGAUGGUGUCAGGUGUGGUUCUGCAGAUAUUCUAUGGCAUUAUGGGCAGCUGGACAGCUUAUCUCAUCAGUGUUCUCUAUGUUGAGUAUAGAAGCAGGAAGGAGAAGGAGAACGUUAGCUUCAAAAACCAUGUCAUCCAGUGGUUUGAGGUGUUAGAUGGUCUACUUGGUCCAUAUUGGAAGGCUGUGGGAUUAGCCUUCAACUGCACGUUUCUUCUCUUUGGAUCUGUCAUCCAGUUAAUUGCCUGUGCAAGUAACAUAUACUACAUAAACGACAAAUUGGACAAGAGGACAUGGACUUACAUAUUUGGAGCAUGCUGUGCAACCACAGUGUUCAUCCCUUCAUUCCACAACUAUAGAAUAUGGUCUUUUCUUGGCCUCGGUAUGACCACUUACACCGCUUGGUACCUUACUAUCGCCGCUUUUCUCCAUGGCCAGGUUGAAGGAGUGACUCACUCCGGUCCAACAAAGCUGGUUUUGUAUUUCACGGGGGCCACCAAUAUACUGUACACUUUCGGCGGUCAUGCCGUCACUGUAGAGAUAAUGCACGCAAUGUGGAAGCCGAGAAAGUUCAAGUACAUAUAUCUAUUUGCCACUCUCUACGUCUUCACACUAACAAUUCCAUCAGCGGCUGCUGUGUAUUGGGCGUUUGGGGACCAGCUCCUCACCCACUCUAACGCCUUCUCCCUCCUUCCCAAUUCUCCAUGGCGAGACGCAGCCGUCAUCCUCAUGCUCAUCCACCAGUUCAUAACAUUCGGGUUUGCGUGUACGCCGUUGUAUUUCGUGUGGGAGAAAGUUGUAGGGAUGCACGAUACAAAGAGCAUAUGCAUAAGGGCACUUGCUAGGUUACCGGUGGUGGUUCCCAUAUGGUUCUUGGCCAUCAUCUUCCCUUUCUUCGGCCCCAUCAACUCAGCCGUCGGUUCCCUCCUCGUCAGCUUCACUGUUUAUAUCAUCCCUGCCCUUGCCCACAUGCUCAUUUACCGCUCCGCUCCCGCUCGUCAGGUAUCUUCCCAUAAGCCGCCGGGGGUUCUCGGGGGCUGGAAAGGAGCGUACGUGGUGAAUGCGUUCGUGGUGGUGUGGGUGCUUGUGGUUGGAUUCGGGUUAGGAGGAUGGGCAAGUAUGACUAAUUUCAUCAAACAAGUUGACACUUUUGGCCUCUUCGCCAAGUGUUACCAGUGUCCUCCUCCUUCCUCCUCUCCGCCUCAUUGACUCCCCUUCGGUUUUGUUCUCUGGGGAUAGGUGUGUUUCCGCGCGUAUUAGAAGUGUUGGGGCUAAAACAAAGAAAUUAAUGAACUUUGUUUAUUCCUUGCAAAAUGGAUAAAUUGUUUUUGUGUGAUUG